AUGGCAAAUUUACCGGAAGAACGGGUAAUACCUACUCGCAUUUUUCAAAGUGUCGGAAUUGAUUAUUGUGGUCCAAUAAUUAUUAAACAAUCAACGUUAAGAAAACCUGUAACCACAAAGGGAUACAUAGCAGUAUUCGUUUGUAUGGCGUCAAAAACAGUACAUCUGGAAUUAGUUUCAGACUUGUCCACUAAUGCAUUUAUGGCAGCACUAACUCGCUUUACAGCCCGUAGAGGUACUCCAUCUUUAAUAUUUAGCGACAAUGGAACUAAUUUCCAAGGUGCUAGUAAUCAAUUAAAUAAAUUGUAUCAGCUACUAAAAGAUAAAAAGCAUUCAAAAGCCUUAGAUGAAUAUAGCACGUCGAAACAAAUAACUUGGAAAUUUAUUCCACCCAACAGUCCUCAUUGGGGAGGGUUGUGGGAGGCAUCGGUUAAAUCAGUCAAGUUUCAUUUAAAUCGAAUCACCCAUAACAGUCAUCUUACUUUUGAACAAUUUUCAACACUUUUAAGUCAGAUUGAAUUAGUUUUAAAUUCUAGACCAUUAUGUGGGUUGUCCAGUGAUCCCAAUGAUUUUUCAUAUUUAUGUCCUAUGCAUUUUAUAACCGGAGAUUAUAAUCAACAAUUACCGGAAGAAGAUUUAAUUAGUAAAAAGUUCAACACAUUGAGGAUCUAUGGUCAAAUCACACAAAUGAAGCAACAUUUUUGGUCAAAAUGGUCUAAGGAUUAUUUAUCUCAAUUGCAAAACAGACCAAAGUGGUCAGAUGUUAAACCAAAUAUUACGAUAGGAGCAUUGGUACUCGUAAGGGAUGAUAACUUACCUCCAGGACAGUGGUCCUUGGGGCGAGUACAAGAAACGUAUCCAGGGCCUGGCGGCUAUGUGCGCGUCGUUCUGAUUAAAACUCAAAGCGGAACGUAUAAGCGACCUAUUACCAAAUUAGCACCCUUACCAGUGUCAACUACUCAAGGAAUAUAA
Molecule: messenger RNA, 972 nt
Organism: Chrysoperla carnea
Lineage: Eukaryota; Metazoa; Arthropoda; Insecta; Neuroptera; Chrysopidae
Exons: 1
Coding region: 1-972 (323 amino acids)
Biological process (GO): DNA integration
Molecular function (GO): nucleic acid binding
Source: RefSeq, a predicted model, not a curated record